AUGAGAGAGAUCAUCUCCCUUCACAUAGGACAAGCAGGUAUUCAAAUUGGAAAUGCAUGCUGGGAACUCUAUUGUAGAGAGCAUUGUAUAAAACCGGAUGGAACGCUAGAAGAGAAUGCUAUUGAUGAUGAAUCAAGCCAUUCUUUCUUUUACAGAACCUCUACGAAUUCAUUUGUUCCAAGAACAGUAAUGGUUGAUUUGGAACCAGGAGUCAUAAAUGAAAUAAAGGUAGGGGAAUAUAAAAAUCUAUUCCAUCCUCAAAAUUUAAUUUGCGGAAAGGAAGAUGCAGCAAACAAUUAUGCCAGAGGACAUUAUACUGUGGGAAAGGAAAUUCUCGAGCCUGUUAUGGAUGAAAUACGAAGAAUAGCUGGUAACUGUGAUGGAUUGCAAGGAUUCCUAAUCUUCCAUUCGUUUGGGGGCGGUACGGGAUCAGGAUUUGGGUCACUUUUGAUGGAAAAUCUCGCUACUGAGUAUGGAAAGAAAAGCAAGCUUGAAUUCAGUAUAUAUCCCUCACCUAAAGUUGCUACAGCAGUGGUCGAACCAUAUAAUUCAAUCCUAACUACACAUACAACUCUUGAAUAUUCUGAUUGUGCAUUUUUGGUUGAUAAUGAAGCUAUUUAUGAUAUGUGUAAGAAUUUGGGUAUUGAAAGGCCAGCCUACAUUGACAUUAACAGAAUUAUUGCACAAGUGGUAUCAUCUAUUACAGCAUCAUUGAGAUUCCAAGGACCAUUGAAUGUGGAUCUUACAGAGUUUCAGACUAAUCUUGUUCCAUAUCCACGCAUUCAUUUCCCUCUAGUCGCGUAUUCUCCAAUGAUAUCAGCGCAGAAGGCAUCUCAUGAAGGGUUGAGUGUUCAAGAAAUCACCAACAAUUGCUUUGAACCAUCAAAUCAAAUGGUAAAGUGUAAUAUUAAAAAAGGGAAAUUUAUUGCAUGUUGUCUACUCUUCAGAGGGGAUGUAAAGCCAAAAGAAGCAAACCAAGCUACUGCUAAUAUUAAAGCCAAGAAAGCAUCCCAGUUUGUUGAAUGGUGUCCUACAGGAUUUAAGAUUGGAAUUAAUGAAAAAAAGCCAGCAGUUCUACCAGGAUCAGCAAUGGCUGCAGUCAGCCGAGCAGUAUGUGCAUUAUCGAACACAACUGCUAUUGCAGAAGCAUGGUCUCGACUUAAUCACAAAUUUGAUUUGAUGUUUGCUAAGCGUGCGUUUGUCCAUUGGUAUGUCGGUGAAGGUAUGGAAGAAGGCGAGUUCAGUGAGGCUAGGGAAGAUUUAGCAGCGCUUGAGAACGAUUAUCGUGAUAUUGAAGUAGCAUGUGUAGCUGACGAAGAUUAA
Vittaforma corneae ATCC 50505 is the source of this 1323-nucleotide messenger RNA. Its product is annotated as tubulin alpha chain. Gene Ontology annotation, molecular function: GTP binding; structural constituent of cytoskeleton. The transcript has a single exon. Lineage: Eukaryota; Fungi; Microsporidia; Nosematidae. The record is from RefSeq and is a predicted model, not a curated record. Gene Ontology annotation, biological process: mitotic cell cycle; microtubule cytoskeleton organization. Bases 1 to 1323 code for a protein of 440 amino acids. Gene Ontology annotation, cellular component: cytoplasm; microtubule.